CGAGUAGUCGCGCGGCACGUUUACGUGAUUCAUGUGUGGUCAGAAAUUGCACCAAGAUUCAAUUUAAAGGAAGGGAAAACAAAGUGAAUUCUCUUCCAUCCUAAACCUCGGCGCGCGGCUGCAUCCUCAACUCUAAAGGCUUAACAAGACAAGAUACAGUACAGGAGCAAAAAAGAAAGGACAUCUCUUCAUGGCGAAUCCCAGAAACGGGAAUGAGGUGAAAGUAGAAGAAGUGGCAAGAGUGGAGGAGAGGAAGUACUUCCAGAAAGUGCUGGACGACAUCGUGGGGCUCAACUCGUGGUUCACGGUGGCCAUGUUCGUCGGCCUCUCGCUGGCGAACCCCGGUCAGGUCCACAGCCUCGAGGAGGACCGGCCUGAGUGCGACCCCGAUGCGAAGCUCCGCAAGCGGCUCAUCUUCUACGAGAUCUCGUCCUUCAGCUUCUUCAUCUUCUCGGGCUUCCUGGGGAAGACCGUGAAGAUCGUCCUCUACAUCUACGAGAGGAUGCAGUACGCGAACCCUCACAGGCAGACGUUCAGCCUCGUGGCGUUCUACCUGGCGAUAUACGGGACCGUGACUGGGUGCUUGUUCUUGCUCCUGGCAAUGGUCGACGUGGUUCAGAUCAAGCUCGGGAAGUUGUCGUGCGGAAGCGACUACGCGGUGCGCACGGUGACCGUGCUGGUGGGAGCAGUCGGAGUGGCUCUAAUGAUAUACUUCUUCACGGUGUCGUAUGGUAUGCUGUUCACAGAGAGACCCAUACGCAAAGAUAGUCCUCCUAGAGAUCCUUAAAACCAUGUUCGAAAACUUUGUAAGCUUCAUAAGACUUAUUAUCA
Molecule: messenger RNA, 831 nt
Organism: Rhodamnia argentea
Lineage: Eukaryota; Viridiplantae; Streptophyta; Magnoliopsida; Myrtales; Myrtaceae
Exons: 2
Coding region: 191-787 (198 amino acids)
Source: RefSeq, a predicted model, not a curated record